AUGGCCAAUAGGGGGCGCAGCUCGUAACAUCCCGUCAUUGUUUAUUGCAAAAUGACGGAAAACAGCGCGUCGCCGGAGGAUCCCUGGCUCAAACAGACGGACGGCGCCUUCAGCGACAACGGCUUCGAUCACAGUUUCUUUGCCGAGAGUGCUCACAAAGGAAGUUUGGUGUCAAGAGCCAACAGCAUUGGAUCCACAAGUGCCUCUUCAGUACCAAACACAGAUGAUGAAGACAGUGACAACAGACAUGAGACGCCCUAUAAGGAGUCGUAUAAAGACCGGAGGAGACAGGCACACACACAGGCAGAGCAGAAACGCAGAGAUGCCAUUAAGAAAGGCUAUGAUGACCUGCAGUUUAUAGUGCCUACAUGCCAGCAGCAGUCGGACUUUGCCAUGGCCACACAGAAGAUGAGUAAAGCUACAGUCCUGCAGAAGACAAUCGACUACAUUCAGUUUCUCCACAAAGAAAAGAAGAAGCAGGAAGAGGAUGUUUCCACUCUUAGGAAGGAGGUGAUGGCGCUGAAAAUUAUGAAAACGAACUAUGAGCACAUUGUGAAGGCCCAUCAGAAUAACCCUCAGCAGGGCAGCGAGCAGGUUUCAGAUCAGGUGAAGUUCAGUGUGUUUCAGAGCAUCAUGGAUUCUCUGUUCCAGUCCUUCAGUGCCUCAGUGUCAGUCAACAGCUUUCAGGAGCUCUCUGCCUGCGUCUUCAGCUGGAUCGAGGAACACUGCAAGCCCCAGACGCUGAGAGAGUUUGUGGUGACUGUGCUGCAGCAAGUGAAUGGUCAGCUGUACUGAAGCUGUCUGUCUGUCUCUCAGGCUAAUAGCUCGUUCAAGAACAGUCUCUCCAAUGGACUGCGGUGCGUUCAAGAACUCUGAAGAGAUGUAGCAGCGCUUGCUCAAGUAUUGACUGAUAUAGUGAAGUGUUUAUGGCAGUGAUUCCAAUCAAAAAAUGUGGAAAUGCAAUAAUUUAGUCAAAUCUGUCAUUUUCUUACUAAUAAUUUGGAAGGUAAUAAUCUGUUCCAAUAUGUUUGCGAUUGCAUAUUCUGUUUCCUUACACAUCUUCAGCUGGUUGAAAAAUGUAAGAAUGUGUAAGUUCUAUUUAGGUGUUGUCGAACACACCUCAGUCCUAAAGUUUAAUCAUUUCUUUUUGUUGUCUAAAUCCAGAACAGCUUCAUCAGUAUUCAUAUUUUCAAGUUUACAGUUGUGAUGCUAAGAUAAAAUAGCAUCCUGACAACCACAAAUAUGAGGAAUACUCAGCUAUCAGCCAAAUUCACACCCCAUAUACUGAGGUGUGAGAUGUGUCUCAAUUUGCUGCAUUAUAAACCAGAAGCUGCCUUUGAAUGAUUAAGCUUGGUAUGUUGCAUUCAGUUAUCAUCUUUACCUCAUGUUCAAGUCAUUUUCCAAAGCACAACUACAUUUUCACCUUUGCGAACAGCUUAGUGCUGGAAAGGGGAGCCGAGACAUCUAGUUACACUGUGAUGUAGCACUGUCAGUUGGUUUUUACGUCCAAAAACAGCUGUCCCUCAUGCGUUAAUAUAAUUAAAGUUAGGCAAUGCUGAGCCAUCUUAGUUCCUCUUUUAAACCACUGUCAUUGGGAUUCUGUGACCAAAGAUUGCAGUGUCUACGUACAAAUAAUGGAAGAUAAACCUCUGUUUGUCAUGUUAUGUCAAUUUUUGUUCAGCUGCGUGUAGCGCAAUAAUGUUUUAUUCUACAUGUAUGUUAAUGGUUUAAGCUCUUGUGAAGUAUUUUUUUGUGCUGCAUAAGCUAUCAGUGAAGUGCAUGGUAGCAGCUUCACUUGGUGUGACCGCCCAAUUCUAUUUAUAUUUUUAAUGAAUGUUAAGGCAUAAUGAAAAUUAGAAUUGGAGUCUACUCAGGACACAGAUUUUUAGGUAUCGAGAUCUUUUUUUAAAUAACAGAUGAUUGUACAACCACCUGUUUGACCUGUGCUGGAAUAAGGGACGUCUUUACAAGUUAAGCCAUACAGUGGAGCGAAAUGCCAGCUCACAGAACGAGGCUACGUCGUGCUGAACUACUAUACUAGACUCUGUGCUUCUGCAUUUCUGACUUCAA
Molecule: messenger RNA, 2070 nt
Organism: Sinocyclocheilus rhinocerous
Lineage: Eukaryota; Metazoa; Chordata; Actinopteri; Cypriniformes; Cyprinidae
Product: max-like protein X
Exons: 8
Coding region: 52-795 (247 amino acids)
Biological process (GO): regulation of transcription by RNA polymerase II
Cellular component (GO): nucleus
Molecular function (GO): RNA polymerase II cis-regulatory region sequence-specific DNA binding; protein dimerization activity; DNA-binding transcription factor activity, RNA polymerase II-specific
Source: RefSeq, a predicted model, not a curated record